Molecule: messenger RNA, 1083 nt
Organism: Penicillium waksmanii
Lineage: Eukaryota; Fungi; Ascomycota; Eurotiomycetes; Eurotiales; Aspergillaceae
Exons: 4
Coding region: 1-1083 (360 amino acids)
Molecular function (GO): oxidoreductase activity; copper ion binding
Source: RefSeq, a predicted model, not a curated record
AUGCCCGACAGUACCAAACAACACGCCUGGGAGGGACUAUUCGGUGGCAUUGUGAUUCAUGGUCCGGCCAGUGCGAACUACGACGAGGACAAGGGUGUUAUAAUUAUGAACGAUCGGGAUGUCAACACUGUGGAUGAGCUGUUCACGACUGCCCAAAAAGAUGAUCAUCCCACACUUAACAACGCUUUAAUUAACGGAAUCAACGUAUUUGGAUCGGAUGGUGCGGCCAACCAAACUGGUACUUGCUUUAACACAUUUUUCACCGAGAAAACAUCCUACCGGCUUCGCCUGGUAAACGCUGCGUGCGACACUUACUUCAAGUUCUCUAUCGGAAAUCACACUUUGACAGUCAUCGCAAACGACCUUGUCUCAAUCACGCCCUACAAGACAAAUGUUCUCAACCUUGCGAUGGGACAACGAUACGACGUCAUCGUCAAGGCUAACAAGGCAUCGAUCGCGAAGAAAUCUGAAUGCGCGCCAUUCCUCAAACCGCAUGCUCCGAAAAUAAAUCACCCAAGAAUAUCAAGGGAAUCAUAUACUAUGGCGAUGAGCCUGCGAAUCCUACCACGAUUGGUCACAGUUAUACCGACAGCUGUUCCGACGAGGACAUGUCGGAUCUGUCUCUCGAUUGUCUCCGAAAGUGUUUCUUCGAGUCCCUAUUAUAACAGCUCUGAACCAGUCUCCCUUGGUAAAAAUGGGGGUGGCCUUUACCGAUGGAAACUCAAUUCAACCUCGAUGCACGUUGACUGGACAGACGCGACUCUGCUGGAGAACUCCCCCCACAGGAAUGUGUGGACCUAUGUUGUCAUUGAAACCACUCUGUCUAUGCCUCACCCAAUCCAUCUACACGGGCAUGACUUCGUCAUUUUGGCCCAAGGCACUGGACUAUACGGUGGCGAGAUUACUACACUCGCCAAGCCACCCAAGCGUGACAUCGCUAUGUUACCAGAAAAUGGCUACUUGGUUACUGCCUUCAAAACAGAUAACCAAGGAGCGUGGCUUCUGCAUUGCCAUAUCGGCUGGCACACCGAGGAAGGUUUUGCGAUCCAGUUUGUCGAGCGCUAUACUGAGAUUAAGCUAUAA